ACUCAUGCUAUUAUUCCAUUGUCGUUUAAUACAUAGACCAUUGGGAUCGUUUAUUCAGAAAAGAGGCAUGAAAGCAUAUAUCCAAAUCUUGGGACAAAACUCCCCCGAGGGACCACCCAGUCUUAUUGUUCACUACGACAACCAACGAUAUUUAUUCAACUGUCGAGAAGGUACACAACGUCUCUGUGUGCAAGAAAAGGCUCGAUUAGCCAAAACUUCCAAUGUCUUUCUUUCAAGACUCUCAUGGGAUUGUCUUGGUGGAUUACCCGGUAUGCUUUUGACUUUAACGGACGCUGGUAUCAAGCAUAUCGGUAUUCACGGAGGUAAAAAUCUUGCUCAUUUUAUUGCUUCCACCCGUCACUUUGUCUACAGAACGAGCACCACGGUCGAUUUGCACGAAAUAGACGAAACAUGUCAACCUUUUACUGAUAAAAACCUAACUGUCACACCUGUCAUUGUCCACUCAAAGAAACACAACAAACGUAAUUACCAAACGUACAGCAGUAACAGCAGUGGUAGCGAAUCCUCUUAUUCUUCUUCUUCAGACAGUGAAAAGAGACUUUCGAAAAAUGUUGAAAUGACUGUCACCGAAGCUCAAACUUAUCGAAGAGGCGUAGUCAGCAUGAUGUUUACUAACACCGACAAUGGACAAAAAGCACCCGGUCAUACCAUUGAAGCUGAAUGUUCUCCAAGACCCACUGUGCAUCCACUUUCCGAAGAAGCAGCUAAAUCAGCAGUUACAGCAGUUACAGCAACAACAACAACAGUGGCAGUAGAGGUCAAGGAAAAGGCCGGGACUCGUGUUGUGAAUAACAAUCAGCGAAAUUUCUUGAUGAAAUCUUUACCCAAAUCCAAACCCGAUACGUCUGCCAUUACUUAUAUCUGUCAGGGAGCUUCUGUGACACCUAAAUUCAAUAAGGCUGCUGCCAUGGCAUUGGGUCUUAAACCAGGUCCAGUGUAUGGACAAUUACAAAAGGGAUUAGAUGUGACUUUACCCGACGGUCGUGUUAUUACGCGUGAUAUGGUAUGUGAUCCUGAAGUGCCCGGUCACGUAUUUGUCGUUGUGGAUUGUCCCAAUACCUCAUAUAUUGAUAGUUUAGUGAAUUCAGAUGCAUUUGAUAAGUAUUUGGAUCCAGAGGGAAAAUCAAAAAUUAAUGUCAUGAUUCAUCAUUUGGGAAAUAAUGUUAUUCAUGAUGAACGGUAUAAAAAAUGGCUUCAACGAUUUGAUACCACCACCGAUCAUAUUUUUGGAUCGACCGAUUUGUGUGCACAAACUGUCCAAUUUACAUCACAUGCUAUUGGACAAGUCAAACUCAAUAAGUUGAAUGAAUCGAUUUUCCCUAUUCCACACUAUAGCAACAAACCAGCAUUGGACUUAUCUACAGUUCAAGGAAUUCCAAAGAACAGUUAUGCACUGAAAAAUAUGACCAGCUAUAAUUUAGAACCACGUAACGGUAUUGCGCAUUUAGAUCGACCUGAUUUUAAUCAUACGAACUUGAAUCUUGCGGAAAUCAAGGAAAUUGAUGAGAAUCACGAGUACACCCAUGCUGUGAAAUUAGCACGUAUUGAAGCGACUAAAGUGGAUACGAGUGAGGAUUUUCCCGGAAAAGAUGUUGAGGUUAUUACCUUGGGAACCGGAAGUUCGAUCCCCGCCAAAUAUCGCAACGUAAGUGCUACGUUGGUUAAAAUUCCAGGGUACGGGUCCAUCAUGUUGGAUGCAGGUGAAGGUACAUAUGGUCAAAUGAUGCGUAGGUAUGGACCGAAUGUGGACAAGGAAAUGAGUGAUAUUCGAUGUAUUUUUGUGUCUCAUUUACACGCCGAUCAUCAUUUGGGUGUGAUUCAGUUACUCAGAAAAUGGAACAUGGCAAACAGGAGAAAUGAUACGAUUACUGUUGUUGCUCCGUUUGUUUAUAAACACUGGUUACAUGAAUACCGUCAUGUUGAAUACAUAGGGUCUCAUAGUAGAAUCAAUUUUAUUCGAAAUGAAAAUCUCUUGUCCAGAACCGAACCCAGAGGACAUGAGCUUAAACAUUUAAAUGAGUUAAAGAAGGCGCUUGGUUUAGAAUCGAUUGAACCUGUUGAGGUCAUUCAUUGUCGAUGGGCCUAUGGUUUAUCUAUCAAGCAUCAAUCCGGCUGGAAACUUGUUUAUUCUGGUGAUACUCGACCUUGUGAUAAAUUGGUCGAAGCAGGACAAGAUGCCACUUUAUUGAUUCAUGAGGCAACGUUAGAAGAUGCCAGUUUGGAUAAAGCGAUUGCCAAACGUCACACUACAACGGGAGAAGCGAUCCAAGUUGGAAAAAGAAUGAAUGCCCGAUUUACGUUGUUGAAUCAUUUCAGUCAACGCUAUCCUAAAUUGCCAGUCCUCUCGGAAGAACAGUCCAAUGUUUGCUUUAGUUUCGAUAUGAUGUCCAUUCCAAUCAGUCAAAUGCCCUUAUUACCCAAAUACACCAACGCUAUUCAACUUGCUUUUAAAGAAGAAGAAGACGAUGGUUGAAACUAAAAAUCAUUUGACUUGUUCUUUUUUAAAAAACGCCCAAAAAAAACUUGUGUUACAGAGAUAGAGUAAUAAUCAUGAUGAAACUUUAUCAUAUGCAUUAAAAAAACACGUAAUAAAAGUCUUUUUUUUUUUCAUUAUUUUAGUUUAUAACUCUCUUUCUU
Molecule: messenger RNA, 2658 nt
Organism: Mucor mucedo
Lineage: Eukaryota; Fungi; Mucoromycota; Mucoromycetes; Mucorales; Mucoraceae
Product: beta-lactamase-like protein
Exons: 9
Coding region: 5-2494 (829 amino acids)
Biological process (GO): mitochondrial tRNA 3'-end processing
Cellular component (GO): mitochondrion
Molecular function (GO): 3'-tRNA processing endoribonuclease activity
Source: RefSeq, a predicted model, not a curated record